Molecule: messenger RNA, 762 nt
Organism: Ostrea edulis (European flat oyster)
Lineage: Eukaryota; Metazoa; Mollusca; Bivalvia; Ostreida; Ostreidae
Product: high mobility group nucleosome-binding domain-containing protein 5-like
Exons: 2
Coding region: 1-762 (253 amino acids)
Source: RefSeq, a predicted model, not a curated record
AUGCUUGAAAAUGAAAAUAACGCAGGGGGUAGAGAUAAUUUGUUUGACGGCGGGGGUAGAGGUGAUUUGUUUGAGGGCGGGGGUAGAGGUGGUUUGUUUGAGUUCGGGGGUAGAGAUGAUUUGUUUGAGUUCGGGGGUAGAGAUGAUUUGUUUAAGUUCGGGGGUAGAGAUGAUUUGUUUGAGUUCGGGGGUAGAGAUAAUUUGUUUGAGUGCGGGGGUAGAGAUGAUUUGUUUGAGUUCGGGGGUAGAGAUAAUUUGUUUGAGGGCGAGAGUAGAGAUGAUUUGUUUGAGUUCGGGGGUAGAGGUGGUUUGUUUGAGGGCGGGGGUAGAGAUGAUUUGUUUGAGGGCGAGGGUAGAGAUGAUUUGUUUGAGUUCGGGGGUAGAGGUGGUUUGUUUGAGGGCGGGGGUAGAGAUGAUUUGUUUGAGGGCGGGGGUAGAGAUGAUUUGUUUGAGGGCGAGGGUAGAAAUGAUUUGUUUGAGGGCGGGGGUAGAGAUGAUUUGUUUGAGGGCGAGGGUAGAGAUGAUUUGUUUGAGUUCGGGGGUAGAGGUGGUUUGUUUGAGGGCGGGGGUAGAGAUGAUUUGUUUGAGGGCGAGGGUAGAGAUGAUUUCUUUGAGGGCGGGGGUAGAGAUGAUUUGUUUGAUGGCAGGGGUAGAGGUGGUUUGUUUGAGUUCGGGGGUAGAGAUGAUUUGUUUGAGUUCGGGGGUAGAGGUGGUUUGUUUGAGGGCGGGGGUAGAGAUGAUUUGUUUGACUGCAGGGGUUAG